AUGUACGUGGGCUAUGUGCUGGACAAGGACUCCCCCGUGUAUCCAGGCCCCGCCAGGCCAUCCAGCCUCGGUCUGGGCCCUCCAGCCUACGCGCCACCCGGCCCGGCGCCCGCACCCCCGCAGUACCCCGACUUCGCCGGUUACACGCACGUGGAGCCCGCGCCUGCGCCCCCUCCGACCUGGGCCGCGCCCUUCCCUGCGCCCAAGGACGACUGGGCAGCUGCCUAUGGCCCGGGCCCCGCGGCCCCCGCCGCCAGCCCGGCCCCGCUGGCCUUUGGGCCCCCUCCGGACUUUAGCCCGGUGCCAGCGCCUCCCGGGCCUGGUCCUGGCCUCCUGGCGCAGUCCCUCGGCGGCCCGGGCGCACCGUCCUCGCCAGGAGCGCAGAGACGGACGCCCUACGAAUGGAUGCGGCGCAGCGUGGCGACCGCAGGCGGCGGUGGCAGCGGUAAGACUCGGACCAAGGACAAAUACCGAGUGGUCUACACAGACCACCAGCGCCUGGAGCUGGAAAAGGAGUUCCACUACAGCCGGUACAUCACCAUCCGACGCAAGUCCGAGUUGGCUGCUAACUUGGGGCUCACAGAACGGCAGGUAAAAAUCUGGUUCCAGAACCGUCGAGCCAAGGAACGCAAAGUGAACAAGAAGAAACAGCAACAGCAGCAGCCACUGCCUCCCUCGCAGCUGCCCCUACCCCUGGAUGACAACCCCACACCAUCAGGGCCAACCCUGGGUAGUCUAUGCCCCACCAAUGCUGGCCUUCUGGGUACCCCCUCCCCAGUGCCUGUCAAGGAGGAAUUUCUACCCUAG
This is a messenger RNA of Chionomys nivalis (European snow vole), 807 nucleotides long. RefSeq names its product caudal type homeobox 1 (gene Cdx1). The coding region runs from base 1 to 807 and encodes 268 amino acids. Gene Ontology annotation, molecular function: RNA polymerase II transcription regulatory region sequence-specific DNA binding; DNA-binding transcription factor activity, RNA polymerase II-specific. Gene Ontology annotation, biological process: cell differentiation; regulation of transcription by RNA polymerase II; animal organ morphogenesis. Gene Ontology annotation, cellular component: nucleus. The transcript is spliced from 3 exons. The record is from RefSeq and is a predicted model, not a curated record. NCBI's taxonomy places the organism in Eukaryota, Metazoa, Chordata, Mammalia, Rodentia, Cricetidae.